Messenger RNA from Sardina pilchardus (European sardine), 1420 nucleotides. RefSeq names its product lysosomal membrane ascorbate-dependent ferrireductase CYB561A3. Gene Ontology annotation, molecular function: oxidoreductase activity. NCBI's taxonomy places the organism in Eukaryota, Metazoa, Chordata, Actinopteri, Clupeiformes, Clupeidae. The record is from RefSeq and is a predicted model, not a curated record. The transcript has 7 exons. Bases 514 to 1248 code for a protein of 244 amino acids.
UCACUUCGCGAUGAACAAGGAAAUGGACUGUCCUUUACGCAAACUUGGACAGACUCUCGCUUCCACUCUAACUGUAAAAUAUUGAGGGAUUGCACCCUUGUACAGAGGAAAAGUGAACCCUUCAUACGAGGGAAAGCAUGGGCUAGUCGUUCUCGCUGUUCACGCGUAAUUGUUGACUCUUUUUUUUACACCGCUCAAGAUUGAUUCAGCAAGAUCAUGUUACCAAACAUACUCGACCUUGUUUGAACCCAGCUUUCAUUUUCUCGCCUGAAGAUUUCAAGAGGAUGGGCUCGCUUCAAAGAGAUGCACCUACGUAAGAACAAACCCCCGAAGUGGAACAUCCAUCAAGCAAGAGGAACUGAAAUUAAAUCAAAUAUUCUAAAGUUCUAUUGGGGGUGGUACAAUGAAACCAUCUCGGGACUUUCACAAGAAAGAUUGGCAGUUGAACGUUUGGUCUACAAUUGCAGCUGCUCCAAUUGAGAAGUGAGAGGGCAUACCAGGAUUUGGUCCAUCAUGUUCUUUUACCCUUCCUAUUUGCUGUGCCUUUGCCUGGGAAUUUUAUGUGUGGUGUUUGUGUCCUACUGGAACGCUGUAUGGCGUGGCGGCUUUGCAUGGGAUGGUUCGGGUAAACAGUUCAACUGGCACCCUGUUCUUAUGGUGACUGGUUUGGUGGUGCUGUAUGGUAAUGCGGCGGUCGUGUAUCGUGUGCCUCUAACAUGGGGACAGAAUAAGACACCAUGGAAGCUGCUUCAUGCUGGGAUUCUUCUCCUAGCAUUGAUUCUGUCCAUUGUGGGACUUUGUGCUGUGUUUGGUAAUCACAAUGCCCAACACAUCCCCAAUGUGUAUUCGCUGCAUAGCUGGAUUGGCAUUUGCACCGUGGCUCUCUUUGCCUCUCAGUGGGUGGGUGGAUUUGCUGCCUUCCUACUGCCAUGUUCUCCAGUGGAGUUUCGCAAACUGAUCAAACCUACUCAUGUCUGGAUGGGAGGAAUCAUCCUAGUUCUGAGCAUAAUUUCCUGCAUAUCUGGUAUCAAUGAAAAAUUAUUCUUUGCUCUUAAAGGAAAUGGGAAUGGAUCACAGCCUUACAAGGACUUGCCACCAGAGGCCCUCUUUGCUAACUUUCUCGGAGUUCUGAUUGUGGCAUUUGGAUUAGUUGUGUUGUACAUCCUGUCCAACCAGAAGUGGCAACGACCAGAGCCUACCCAUGAUGGAGAAGGCUAUAGGCCAUUGCAGUGUGAUGUUGAAAGUUGAUGGCCACAAAACCACAGUUACCACAGCAACGUAAAGAAAGAAUGAAGAACUUCACCUGCUUGGUGAAAUAAACAUACAUGCUGGCCAGUACAUAUAAUAUGUUGAAUUAAUUUAUUUUAUUCAUGAUUACAUGAUUGAAAUCUUUAAUAAAUGCUUUGCUUGUAUAAAUCUG